Daldinia caldariorum is the source of this 3044-nucleotide messenger RNA. RefSeq lists its product as uncharacterized. NCBI's taxonomy places the organism in Eukaryota, Fungi, Ascomycota, Sordariomycetes, Xylariales, Hypoxylaceae. The record is from RefSeq and is a predicted model, not a curated record. The transcript is spliced from 6 exons. Bases 131 to 2638 code for a protein of 835 amino acids.
CUAGGUUAGGUACUUUACCUGCUGAAUGGUUACGUAGUGCAACUUGGAAUAUUCAACAACAAAACUUGGAUAGCAAAAGUAUUCCGUAUUCCAUGGAGCCAACUUUGGAUGCUCUAAAAAAUAAGCCAUUAUGAUCCCACGGAAGCGUGCAAAACCAAAUCCCUCCACAAGAGAAAACAGUGAUGCUAGUCAAGUUGCUCUCCCGUCACAAUCAUCUCUAGCUCCGGGCCAGUCGAUGCCACCUACAAGGCGAGAUAGUUCGAAGGCAUCUGCAUCUAAAUCUAAUAGGCUUGAUGAUAUAAAGCAGGUGCGCAAGCCUCGAAGUUGGUAUGGUUCUUGGUCACAAGUACCUAAGUCGUCUGCCUCGACCCAAGUCUCACAUCAGACUAUCAUGGGUGGCACCCUACGUCCCGUCGCCUCUCCCGACUUUAGUCGUUUCGAAACUAAGAAGGAUAAUGGUUCUGUUGAGUCCGACGGCCAGUCCACUGGAACACUACCUAAAACCACCGAAGCACCUGUGCAGCCUGGACGAGAUGAUAACAAAUCUGCAAAAGCCCAAGAGGCUAAUAAUUCUGCCGGCGGCGGAAAAAGUAAUGAGAUGAAGAUGUCAAAGGAUCAAGAGGCUCCUAAUGCGACCGCCAACAAAGAUGAAAUUCAACCAUCAGCAGAAACGACGCAACUACCACAGGCCUCGUCUAGUUGGCUGGGAUGGUUUGGAAGAUCAGCAGUGCCAGAGGCGACUACUCAAAAAGACAGAAAUGCGAAAGCCGAUUCUUCGAAUGAACCCGAAAGCAUGCAACUAGAUACACCUCAGCCACCUUCUGAACCCUCUGAACUCUCUGAACCUCCCAAGCCUCCCGAACCCAACCAAACCCCGGCGGGACCUGUUGAACCUACAAAGCCUACAAGUUCUUGGUUUGGAUUUUGGUAUACAUCAACAACACCAGCCGCUUCAGAAAACUCUACACAAAAACCGACCGAUACAUCACCCGUCGAAGAAUCUUUGCCAAAUGAGAAUCAAGAUGUAACCAUGGAAGAUGCCCCAGCUUCAAAGCCUACGGAAGUCAGCCAAUCAUCAUACAGCUCAACGUGGGCCUUUUGGUCCAGGGACACAGGUCAGAAAGGCAACGCAAAGACUACCAGUACUCCAGAGGCGGGCGAAUUGGCUAUAAUGGGGGAUGGUUCAGAGGCGAAUCCAAAACGCUCGACUAGUGCAGAGGUCGGCGGAAGUGCAACGCCGGUAAAGGAACCCCCGACCAAGACAUUAAAGGAGCCACCUAUUAGGGCGAAUUCGUCUAAGAAGAGCAAGAGAGCACGACCGCAGUCUAUGAAUAUUGGUGAACAGAUAUCUAGACCAGGUACUCCGCAGUCAGACGUGUCUGUGAAGACUGUGCCAUCAAAGUUACCCGUUCCGGAGCCAAGCAAACCAUCUGCACCGAACUUACUUUUACCUUCCUUUCGUAAUACAUAUCGCAUGAAAAACAACCCGUCAAUAGUCAAGCAGAUUACACAGCUGCUACUACGAACGCAACAGCCUCCCGCAAAUCAUGUAUUCCUUGUUAAAGAAGCACCCAAAAUAAAGAAAGCCGUUGUCAUUGGCAUCCACGGCCUUUUCCCGGCAUCGUAUCUAAGACCGAUGAUAGGCCAGCCGACGGGAACCUCGAUUCGCUUUGCAAAUCAUGGCGCCGAAGCAAUACGAAGGUGGGCUGAAAGUCAUGGCUGCGGGGACUGUAAGAUCGAAAAGGUUGCUCUCGAAGGGGAGGGUAAGAUUGCAGAUAGGGUUGAUAACCUCUGGAAACUCCUCCUAAAUUGGAUAGAGCAUAUCCGGGGGGCCGACCUUAUUGUUCUGGCCUGCCAUUCUCAAGGUGUUCCUGUUGGCCUAAUGCUUCUAGAAAAGCUAAUAGAUUUGGGUAUUAUUACCAACUCCAAAAUCGGAGUUUGUGCUAUGGCUGGAGUUUCACUUGGGCCUUUCCCCGAUUACAAGUCCAGCAUGGGCAGGCUGAUGGGCACCGCUGCUGAACUAUGGCAGUUUGCCGACCCGGAAAGUGAAGUAUCUAAGAGAUAUCAGCAUGCAGUUGAAGCAGUCGUUAAUUAUGGAGCUCGUAUCACCUAUAUUGGUAGCAUUGACGACCAAUUGGUUCCUAUGGACUCCGCGAUCUAUGCGCCAGCUUCACACCCCUACAUAUACCGCGCUGUGUUCAUAGAUGGACGCAUACACGCUCCUGAUUUUAUUGCUCACCUAGUUGGGUUUGCGCUGAAAUUGCGGAACUUGGGUAUAUCAGAUCACGGGCUUAUCCGUGAGCUCUCUAUACCACUAGCUGGGAGUCUCUAUUCUGGAGAAGGUCAUUCGAGGCUUUACGACGACGAACAAGUUUACGACUUGGCAAUUUCACACGCUCUCGAGACUACCAGUGUUACUGGUGUUCCAUGUCAAAUUCAGAGGCAGGAGAAAUUGGCGAAUCCCAAUCCUUUUAUGCUACCUUGGAUUAUGCGUGGGCUACUAGAAGAGGAGUUUGUGAAGACAGAAUUAUACUCGGAGACGACGGAGCUGCUGAAGCAGUUUGACAAUUGGUCGCCUAGCACUAAAGCACUCAAAGACGUUAAGUAUAGACUAGAGGUUAUCCGGUCAAAGCUCUAGCUAGGGCAUCGAUGAUGCACUGUAAUAGGUAAUUUAUGGGAACUCGACAACGCCGAUUUUACUCAGGGGGCAACUAGUCAUUUUCUGGAAGCAUGCAAGGAGUUACGCGGCUGACUUCAGUGGGGGAAAACAUCAAGCGAUUUUUUUUACACCCCUUGGCAAUAUAUAGGGGACUCGGUGAGAACGUUUUAACAUAAGUUGAAUUUGUACAGCUUGAUUGUUAAUACAGAUUAUUACCUACAUAACGGGUACCUACCUAUCUAGGUUAUAUAGGAGAUUCUUUUGAGCCCCUCGGAGUUUAGAGAGUCAAAGUGAAAUGAGUAUAUCCAUUGCCUCAGAUUAAGAUGGAUGUAUCCACUAAUAAUUGAACGCGUUGAAUGAACACUGGAGAACUGCGGGACGGGAG